GUGACUUUCAAUCGGUCAUGUGACCAAACAGAUGUCCUGAAACAACUGACUUUUCCCAAGACUUGUCGACCACUAAACAGCGUAUUUUAUCAGCUGGUCGACAGCAUGAGGCUUGUCAUUCUGGAGGACUAUGACUUGGCCAGUGAGUGGGCAGCCAAGUACAUCCGCAACAGAAUCAUCCAGUUCAAGCCCUCUGCUGAAAGAUACUUCACUCUGGGACUGCCCACAGGGAGUACUCCAUAUGGCUGUUACAAAAAAUUGAUUGAGUACCACAAAUGUGGGGAUAUCUCUUUCAAGUAUGUGAAAACCUUUAACAUGGAUGAAUAUGUCGGUCUGCCCUGCCAGCAUCCAGAGAGUUACCACUCCUACAUGUGGAACAACUUCUUCAAGCACAUUGACAUUGAUCCAGCCAACGCUCACAUCCUGGAUGGAAAUGCUGAGGACCUGGAAGCAGAAUGUCAGGCCUUUGAGCAAAAGAUUUCGGAGGCUGGAGGGAUUGAUUUGUUUGUUGGAGGUAUCGGCCCUGAUGGCCACAUAGCGUUCAAUGAGCCAGGUUCCAGCCUGGUUUCCAGAACCAGAGUGAAGACCCUGGCCAAGGACACCAUUGUGGCCAACGCUCGAUUCUUUGGCAAUGAUCUCUCCAAGGUUCCUACUAUGGCUCUGACUGUGGGUGUAGGAACUGUAAUGGACGCCAGAGAGGUGAUGAUUCUGAUCACUGGAGCCCACAAAGCCUUUGCCUUGUAUAAAGCCAUAGAGGAGGGAGUGAACCACAUGUGGACCGUAUCUGCCUUUCAGCAGCAUCCACGCACCAUUUUCGUCUGCGAUGAGGAUGCCACGUUGGAGCUAAGGGUCAAAACAGUGAAAUAUUUCAAAGGUUUAAUGCACGUCCACAAUAAACUGGUAGACCCAUUGCUCAGCAUGAAGGACCAGUGACCCUGAGGACAUGACCAAGGAAGAGGACUGAAGAUGUCAUCAUGGUAAAUGGAUCCCAAGGCCUGGGUGACCACAAGGCAGGAGAGCCCCAGUAUUCUGGUAGUCUUUUCACAUGCCAGAGCAGAUUUUGUGUCACUGCCUUGGCCACAACAUCUGACCCACUGUUAUGGCCUCUGCAAAUGGUUCUGUCAUAGACUUCAACUAUCUUUGGGUAUUGUUUGCUUCUUUAACUGUUACAGAAUAUUCAUGAGAGGUAAGUGGCCUCUUACAUCUCAGAUUUGUUGUUCUUGCACACUGGCCAACCAGGAGACAGAUACAAGCAGAAAUGUAGAUGGUAUGUUGCAUUGAGGUUAACAACAAUUUAAGGGGGAUUUCAGAAAUCCUGUAAGAGUGCCCCUUUGGAGUUACAUACAGAGUCUCUUUUUUUUAUUAAAGGCCUUACUCCUGUAAAACAAACUCAGUAUUUUUUAGUUAUUUUUUUCUUAAAUACUCAGAAUGCCUUGUACUGACUCUGUUUAGAGUUCUGAGUUCUUCACUCACUUCCUUUCCACCCCAUUUCCACUCCCCUGUUGACAAUUUGGUGGGUCUACUCACUGCUGUAAACUGGUUAGACUACACCUGUUGAAAUGUCAUUAUAAUGUAUAUUCUACAGUGUGUCCCUUUCAGCCUUUGUGUUGAAUACUGUAUGUUAGCUUUAUGUUUUGUUCAUCAGCCAUCCUGACUUGAAUGUUUACCCAGAGAAAGAAUGAAUAUACUGGUACUAUCAAAUUAGCUGGUUGGUUAGCCAGAAGGCAUUAUUUGAUAAUAAAGAUGUUGUUUAAAGGACUAUGCCAGUGAUUUUGAAUGUUUGACCUGUUGGCUACAAUUUUACAUUGCAACAAACCAUCAUGCAGAUCAUGAAGGGUACUAAAGAUUUCACAACAUAAUCAAAAUCCAGCAAUUUUUACAUCUGAAUUUUUGAUUGAAACACCCUCCCUAAAAUGUUCUGCUUCUGUGGCAAACAAAGCCGCCACCAUUCAUAAAUCACAGAACUACCUGUGUUUCCCUAGGGACUGUUUCCUGAGAAGGGACUGUUUCACUCCAAACAGAUGUGUGGCUGCUUUUAAGAAAACAAGUGUGGACGACUUUAUUACGGCGAUGGAAUGCUGUUGUGAAGACAAACUGAAGUCUCGAAAAGUUCAUUUUCAUAUCGUAGUAGAAUGAAACCAAUGGCAGGUUAUAUACAUUUUGUAGUUACUGGGAUGGUCCUUUAAUGCCUGGCUUACUUUGAAUUAGCUUUUUUUUUUUUUUUUUAAAUCUACUGUUUAUCCAGGCAAAGUUGACUGAGCCCCUGUGCUCUUUUGCAGCUACACCCUGUGCCAUGUUCAUAGUUGGGUUUGCACUAGGAGCUGUCCAGUACAGUCACAGUCUUCUGCUGGUGGCCUCAGCAAGUUUGGUGAUUCAGUACCUUGCUCCAGAGCACACUGACAAAAGGUUUUGAGGGAGUGAAGAGUUUUUCCUAUACACUUUCCCUGCUCACUUUUCCCCAAGGGUCUUGGUGAUUUGAACUGACUUAAGACAAAUGGAAACAAACGUAUCUUAUUACACCUUUAACUUUUACUAACAAUAUUACAGAAUGGAUGUCUGUGAUGGCUCUCAGUUAUUCAUGUCAUCGUCAUCCAAGGAGUGUUGAAUCGGUCUCAACUGGACUUUUUUGUAGAUUCUUGAAUACAUUUCAUUUCUCAUCCAGGAAGUUUCUUCAGUCCCCCCAGUCUGUCAAAACUGAAGAAGACAUUUCACCUGUUCGAUGAGGUGACACGUCUUCCAAGAAUCAACAAUGUAUGUCCGGUUGCUCUCGAUUCAACUCUUGGUGGACACAGAAUGAAUCUAUAGCCAUGGCACAAUAGUUGCGUUAAGGGGGCUCUCUUUUUUUCGGAGUGUGUUUAUUUUAAAUAUAGACAUUACUAAUGCCAAAUGUAACUUUGGUUGAGUGUUGGGUUGUAUAGUUACCUGGGCAUCCAUAUGGUGGUGCAAUGUCCUCAUUAGCUGCUUCAUGCUCCCCUGGGCUGGUAAUUCAAAAUAAUGAAUUAGCAUGGCAAAAACAGCUCCCCAAAUAACACUUAUAGCAACUUCAGGAAUGUGAACAAAGCAGAUUACGCUAAUAUAAAAAAUAAGUCUGUGUAACCAGGUCGAAUUACUUUCAGGCUGUUUCGUCCUAGUGCAAGGCUACUCUGUGUAGUUUCCUGCAGAAGUUACUUACCAGAUCUACUUUCUAAUUCACAUGGCAGAAUAACAGGAAAAGAAUUGACUUAUCUCAAAAAAUGCGUACAAAUAUUUGUUGAGUUUAUUUCUUAUAUUAACAUAAGGCCAAAUGAGGCACCAGACCACCAGAUGUUACUCUUUUUGCCUGUUCCAUAUGUGGAUAUAUGUUCUUACUGUCAACAGGCCGGGAAAUGAGAGAGAGAAUCUGUAUUUUGAUAGCUUCUGUGUUUCUGUUCACUGCACUCUAUUCUCAACAUGCAUGAUCUUGCUGUCAUAACAUACAUUGCAUGCAAUGGGAGUAGUUAUUUCUUAAAUGUUUUUAUGUGAUAUUUUCCCAUUGCUUGCACAAAUCAGGAGAAUAUAACAUGAAAAUGCCCUUUGUUAUCUGUUCAUAUGUGAAUGGUGUUUUCUACCUAUUUAGACAUUACUAGGCUCAAGUAGUAAAGUCUCCCCACCCUUUUCUGUGUUUGGUUACAACAUUCCCUCUUUGUCAUCCUUGUAUUCAAUGCCAUUCAUUCUGUGAUAUGUUUUAGUAAAUGUUUUUGCACUUGAACUAUAGUUGUUAACUCUUUAGUUUUCUAAAGACAAUAAACAUUUUCUUAUGAA
Messenger RNA from Myripristis murdjan (pinecone soldierfish), 3780 nucleotides. Its product is annotated as glucosamine-6-phosphate isomerase 2. Gene Ontology annotation, molecular function: identical protein binding; glucosamine-6-phosphate deaminase activity. Bases 106 to 933 code for a protein of 275 amino acids. Gene Ontology annotation, cellular component: cytoplasm. Gene Ontology annotation, biological process: D-glucosamine catabolic process; carbohydrate metabolic process; N-acetylneuraminate catabolic process. The transcript is spliced from 7 exons. NCBI's taxonomy places the organism in Eukaryota, Metazoa, Chordata, Actinopteri, Holocentriformes, Holocentridae. The record is from RefSeq and is a predicted model, not a curated record.